This is a messenger RNA of Amphimedon queenslandica, 7459 nucleotides long. Its product is annotated as unconventional myosin-IXb-like. Gene Ontology annotation, cellular component: actin filament; myosin complex. Bases 320 to 7222 code for a protein of 2300 amino acids. The record is from RefSeq and is a predicted model, not a curated record. Gene Ontology annotation, biological process: intracellular signal transduction. Lineage: Eukaryota; Metazoa; Porifera; Demospongiae; Haplosclerida; Niphatidae. Gene Ontology annotation, molecular function: actin filament binding; GTPase activator activity; microfilament motor activity. The transcript has 37 exons.
GCUGCUAUGUGUAUAGCUAUAGCUGAAUAGCAUUGACAGGAGGUCUGUGGUGUCAGGAAUAAAGAGAAAUCAACGUAAAGGAACAGUAUUGUUCCUCUCUGAAAGCUUAGGUCGGAUUUUUUUUAAAUAAUGGAGCUUUUUGACUCUGCAAUUAUACGGAUCAGUGAAGCGUAUAGUUUCCGUAGGUGCACGGGUUAUCUUGCAUAAUAAUGAGUUAAUAACUAGUAAAUUAACCAGUGGGCAGUCAUAACAUGAGGAAUGGUUAUACUCUAUCAGAGAAAGAAAGAAGAGAAUAAAAGAAGGAAAAGCUCUUAAAUAAAUGGCGGCUCCUAGAGACACACUUUCACUUACUGUAAUUACUAAAGACGUACAGUCAAGCCACACCCCUAACUCCUCCCCCUUAUCAAUAAUAGCUAGUCGUACCACGAGCUCUGAUGACAUCAUUAGGAUUUCACUUGAUCGGCUCCAGGUUUAUGAAGACUCCUCCCUCUUCUGCCUCGUCUGUCUCGAUAAGAACGGUGACAUCACUCAUGCCUUCUCUCCUUCGGACUAUCCCCUAGUUGCCAUGGAAACAGACGUCAAAGUAGGCGUGGCAAAGACCCUACAUGUUCGUAAACGUGCCAGUGCCUCAUCAAGCCUCUUGAGUUCUUUCACUGAGUCUCUGUCGGGUCUCACGUUAAGCGAUAGUUUGGAGGCGUUGGCUGAAAUUGAUGACUUGUGUAAACUGGAGGAUCUCACUGAAGACCUAAUGCUCUCGAUUUUAAAGUCUCGUUUUGAUUCUAACCGUAUCUAUACUUACGUUGGUUCAAUCCUGAUAGCCAUCAACCCGUAUUACUUCUAUUCUAUAUAUAAUCCUAAGUACUGCUCCCUCUACCAGGGGAAGCACCUCGGGGAACUCCCUCCUCACAUAUUCGCCAUUGCUGACGACUCCUACUCUUCCAUGUUAGCUGAUAAGACUGAUCAGGCUGUCAUUAUUAGCGGGGAGAGUGGAGCAGGGAAGACUGAAUCGACAAAGUUCCUCUUGCACCAGUUAAUGCAGUUGUCUGCUAAAUAUGAGGAAACCUCUUCCCUGGAUCUCAUCACACUCGGCACUGGUCCUGUGCUAGAGGCUUUUGGCAACGCAAAGACGAUUGCUAAUAACAACAGCUCAAGAUUUGGCAAAUUUAUACUAGUCAAGUUCAAGGAGAAUGGAGCUUACUUUGGUGCUUCUAUUGAGAAGUAUCUUCUUGAGAAGAGCAGGAUAAUUAGCCAGGCACCAGGAGAAAGGAAUUAUCACGUAUUUUAUUACCUGUUAUCUGGAGCUGAUACCAACCUUAAAACUAAACUUCACUUACUGUCUCUCGAUGAGUACCGCUACCUCCAGUCCUCAGGGACCAAUGAAUUGGAGGGAGGGGGAGACGAAGCAGCUGAAUUCCAUCGACUGAAAGAAUCAUUGAGAAUGUUGAAGUUUACUGGAGAAAUACAAGACAGUAUGUUUACUGUCCUCUCUGCUAUUCUACACAUCGGGAACAUUAAAUUUGAAAAGAUCAGUGGAGGUGAGAAGGUUCAGGUGUCCAAUCUUAAGACGGCUCAGGUCAUAUCAACUCUCCUUCAAGUUGAUCAGGACAUUCUCCUUGAGGCACUCGUCACUCGUAAAUCAAAAGCAGGUGGAAUGGACACCUUUGUGACGCACUAUAAACUUGAUGAGGCUAUGGCUACCUGUGAUGCAAUGGCUAAAGCUUUAUAUGGAGCUCUCUUUGACUGGAUAGUUGAUAAGGUGAACGGAGCUCUGGUGGGUCAGUUUGCUAAAGGUCCUCAUAAAGGGAAUACCAUUGGGGUUCUUGAUAUAUUUGGAUUUGAGGUCUUCCCAAAGAACUCAUUCGAGCAGUUUUGUAUCAAUUAUGCAAAUGAACAGCUCCAGCAGUACUUUAAUAAGCACAUUUUCAAACUGGAACAGGUUGAGUACCAGUCCGAGGGUAUUGAGUGGAGGAGUGUUCGUUUUGAGGACAACAGUGACUGCAUUGAUCUCAUUUCUAAGAAACCAACUGGACUCCUCCCACUCCUGGACGAGGAGUGCAGUUUUCCAGGUGCUGAUGAUCUGUCACUUUUUGGAAAGUUUGAGAGGCAGCAUAAAGGAAGCUCCACCCACUACUCCUCCCCCCAGUUGAAGAGGAAGGAACCAGUCUUCACCAUCAGUCACUAUGCAAGCCCUGUCACCUACUCUAUACAAGGUUUCAGAGAGAAGAACCGUGACCUCAUGCGUCAGGAUGUUGUUGAGGUCCUUAAGACGAGUCGUAUGAACCUUGUCCGGUCCCUGAUCGGUCUUCAUUCUUAUGCUGCCCAUCGGUGGAGACUAGCAACUGCUACUGUACUGGGAGCAGUGAGGUUCAUCUGGAGUGGGAGGAGGAGGAGGAGGAGACAACAAGAGGAGGAGGAUUAUAACUUAGCCACAUCCUACAGUAGGAAGAAGAGACCAGUCUCCUCUCCUCCAGUGAGUCCAAGUCAUGAAACCAAGAGCUCAGCAAUGCAGAGAGUACUGUCAGCUAGUAAUGUGCUAGGGGGUGUGUCUACUGACGAUAAGGGAACUGGUAAUAUUAAACUAAAGAGUGUGGGGCAGAGACUCUCAGCUGUACAAGAACCAGCUGGUAAAGAUGAUACAGACAGUGUUUCACUCCAUCAGCUGUCAGCCCCUCACUCCUCAGCUGAGAGACACCCCUCCAUUGCUCACCUGUUCAAAAAGAAAUGGCAUCACUCCCUCAGAGCCAAGAUGGAGGGAAAGAACGAGAGAGAGGACCUGGGCCUGCUAAUGGCUACUGGCGGGCUAAUGAUGGGAGGGGCUGGGGGUGGAGUCAGCAGUAAAGAUAAGAUAUAUAGAUCAGCCCCUAGAGUGAAAAUUGAUUCCAGUCGUACAUCAGGUGGUAAGUUACAGCAGCUGGCCGGGACUGGCUCAAGUAGGCGUGGUCAAACUAAGACAGUGAGUGCUGAGUUCCACACAUCACUAGUCUACCUCAUGGAGCAGCUGGAGAGGACACACCCUUACUUUAUCAGGUGUAUCAAAUCAAAUGGAGUAAAGGCUUCAAGACAGUUUGAUUCUGAGCUAGUGACCCGACAGUUGCGAUACACUGGUAUGAUGGAGACCAUUAGGAUAAGGAAGGCAGGGUUCUCCGUUAGAAUGACCUUUGAAGACUUUUAUGAAAAAUACCAGUUUCUUAUUGGACGGAAGGAUAAGGACCUGGCCAAUCAGAUUAGAGGAUUCCUUGAGACUCUGGGCUUUUCAAACAAUGACGUUCAAAUUGGAAAUACAAAAGUGUUCAUGAGGGAUAGACAGAAGCAUACAUUGCAGGACCUCCUGGAGGAGAAGGUCCUGAAUAAGAUUAUUGUAAUUCAAAGAUGGACAAGAGCUAAACUGCAUCGCUGCCGGUUCUUACAAAUGAGAAGAACCGUCUUAUUAAUGCAGAGGUAUUCAAGAGGGUUUCUAUCUAGACAGAAUUAUUCUAACUAUCGCCAGAGGGUUUGCUCUUCAGUGAUCAUCCAAUCAUCCUGGAGGACAUACUUUCACAGAAAACGUUUUCUACUUUUAAGAGAAGCAGCUGUUCUAUUCCAAGCACACUGGAGGGGGAAGUCAGCUAGGAAGACUUAUUACGCUGCUCUUGAAAGAGAGAGAGAGAGGAAGAGACUGUUAGAAGAAGAAGCUAUAGAGAAGGAGCAAAUCAGACGAGAGAGAGAAAGGAAAAUGGCUGAGGAAGAGCAGUCUUUAUUAAGUGAUCUUGAGUCACUUGAAACUGAAAUAUUGCAACAAGAAAAGGAAAGGGAUGCUCCUCUAGUCCUAGCUGACAUUGAUACUCUACUCUCUACCUCUAAUGGUGGUGAUAGACCUGAAACCACACCCACCAAAACUGUGGCCACACCUACUUUAGCCACACCCAUUACCGAAGUUAUCUCUCCUUCUGUUACUGACACCACACCCACUAUUGCCGAUUCAGAAUUUAAUAAAAAAUUUAAAAAUUCUGAAGAAGCUCCACCAACUGACUCCGCCCAAAUUACUGGUAUUAUAGAUCAGUUCUCUGGUAACCAUGACAACAAGCCACACCCUGUUAAGCUCUCUCGGAAGGCUCCCAUUGGUCGUGUGAAGUCGCCGUUUCUUGAAAAAGAAAACCGUCAAUCUGUGACCCCUUCACCGGAACCCCUCAAGGGAAAUUCCUCCCCAGAACCCCUGCAAGAAGGCAAUGAAAAUAUUAUUGUAAUGAAAGAUGAUAUUCCUCUUGUUACUAAAGAACUUCCGGUUGUCAUGGAAACGAGGACCACACCUUUAAAAGAAGCUCCUGCAGUUCGUAAGAAGCCUCAACGAUGGAAAGUACAGAACAAGACUGGGGGCCACACCCCCUCAGGUCACACCCCCAAACCACCUGAUGACCUCUUGCUAGACUCUUUAUCUGAUGAAGAUCUUGAUACUACUGUUACCACGACAACUGAAGAGGGUGUGGCCUCUAAUAAAGAGGCUCCGCCCACCAAAAGAGGUAUCACUCGUUCACUAGGCGAUGCUGCUGAAUUAGAUAAUGAAACUCCGCCUACUUCAUCUUCAACUCUCACUACUUCACUCCACCUCUCAGAGGCACUCAAGAGUCGGUCCUUUGAUGAAACGUGUGAGUUUACACGAGGACUCUCACCUGAUGACAUGUACCAGGCAAACUAUCAGUUGAGACACACUGGAGACACACCCACUGGGGAAAGGGAGGAGGAGUCAGCUCGUGAGAGUCCUAAGGAGAGUCGGUUUGUAGUGAACAGGAAGAGAUGGGGGAGGAGGAGUCCUAAACUAAAAGGACCCAAGAAGGAGGCCGGGGGGCACCCCCUCCUUUCAAAGAUACAAAGGAUCACCUCACCCAGUGCCAGUGGGGAGAACACACCAUACCUUGGACUGAGUCCUUCAAAGAAACCACCUAACCUAUCAAAGGAUUCAAAACCAAAUGUCCAUUCGUAUAAAACCAGUUCCAUGAACAAGUCUUUGGUGUGUCUGGUGUGCAGUAAAGGGUUCAGUGGGUUUCUGAAACAAGGAUCUAAAUGCGUCACCUGUGGUAUUGUUGUUCAUAAACACUGUCAUGACAGAGCUCCACUGUGUAACGACCCUGCCAGACCUGGUCAACAGGUUGUCAUGGCAACGGAGGUUGUGGUAUCUGAUAAUGAUGAAUUGGACGAGCUCUCACGAUUUUUAGUGGAAAAACACGUGCAGUUACUUCAUAAAAUGGCUCAACUCACGCCUGAUAGAACUGAGCCGCUUGAUAAUAUCUUUCAAAAGUCUUUGUGUGAAUUCCAGUUCAAUCUUGUCUCCAAUUACUCACUCACAGUCCAACAGCAUCAGGAUUCUUCUGAUACCAACGGUCACACAACAGCUUCAACUCCUCCCACUAAUAUUGACUCCUCCUCCUCCUCUUCUACAAAGAACACUCCAGUCACUUAUACUAUGGACAAUCUGGUCAACAAGUUCUCCAGCAUCUAUCGCUCUAUGGGGUACAAUGAGAACCUUCCUCUUCAUUCAUCUGAUGUCGCUAUUGGAGUCAAUCACAUUAGGACACUCCUCGAUGAGUUUGUAAAAUCAAGACAAUACAGGGUGAGGGUUUUAAGUAAUGAUUCUAAAAUGCGGCCAACAAAAAUGAAAAGAAGAAAAUCGACAGCUACCAAGGAAGUUCACUUCAGGACUCAUAAAGGCCACAAGUUUGUUCUGACUCAGUUUAAUGCUAGGACAGUCUGUGAUCAGUGCUCUGUUCUCAUUCCUGUACUGGCUAAAGGGGAAAUGUGUCAAGAGUGCAGUUAUGCUUGUCAUGAAUAUUGUACUAAGAAGGUGUCACUGAAAUGUGAAGGAAAAGGGUGGAGCAGAGGGGGAGGAGCUAAAGUUGCUAAUGAGGUUUCUUCUAAGUCAAGGUUUGGAGUGCCAUUAGAGCAACUGGUUCCAGCUGGUGCAAUAAAAGUACCAACCUUCUUAGAGAAGUGCUUCAUUUGCAUUGAAAACAAUGGUCUUUAUACUCAAGGUAUAUACAGGCGAUCAGCAGGUGGCUCUAGUAAAAGAUCAGUAAGAGAGGCCCUUGAGAAUGAUCCUGAGGGAGUUGAUUUAGAUAACUUUAGUUUAUAUGCAGUGGCCGCCACUGUCACUUCUUUUUUUAGAGAGCUCCCUCAACCACUUCUAACCCGCCACCUCUACAAUGACUUUAUAAGAGCCACUGAUCUGUCUGAUCCUGCUGAUAUGAUGGAGACGCUCCACAGGAUUAUAGAUCGUCUUCCUGACAUGAAUCACUGUGUUUUUGAGAGACUGAUAUUCAACCUAGCCAGGAUAGCACAGCAGGGAGCAGUCAAUAAAAUGGAUCCACACAAUCUUGCCAUCAUAUUUGCUCCGUCUCUUUUACAAGGAGACAAUUCUUCUAAUCCGGACCAGCUCCUAAAGAUGAUGCCUAAACAGACAAAGGUAAUAGAGAGUAUUAUUAAUGAACAGUUGGAUAAACUAGCUGUUACUCUUAAAGAUAUUCGUGACCUCACUUCAGUAGCAAGAACUGCGGCUAACAGACUGAGCAAACUACAAGAAGACACCAAGGAGAAUGUUAAAUCUCCUGCUCCUUUAAAGAAGAAGAUGGAAGCUUUAGAGGAAAAGAAAGAGAAUGAGAAGAAGAGCCAUCAGUUGGAGAAUGGCAGUCAACAAGAAGAGGCUAUAUCAGAGAAAGAAAGACUAAAGAAUGAACUGAAACUCAUUGAAAGAGACAGAGCUGUGUUGACAGCAAGUCUUCCUAAACUGGAGCCAUUUCCAAGUCACACAUUGAAUAAAAGGUCUGAGACUUUUCCUUCAUCUUCUCUCUCAACUAGCAAUGGAGGACAGUCUCAUGUAGCCAUUACUGGUACAGGGAGGGAAGAGUUCCUUAAAAGACAACUGAUGUUUGCUGGAGGAGAGGAAGCUGUUCAUAGAAGUCCUUGUGUUAUUAAAGUAGAAAAUGAAGAGAGAGAGGAACUGUCAGUACCACCAGUUCAGGAAGAACCAGUAGCAGUUGCCACUGAUGAAGAGAAGGAACUAGCUGAAGAGAAUCAACAAGAGAAUGAAGCUGAAGAAAGAGAUUCAUUACCAGAUUUACCAGCUGCUGUUACACUCUCAUCUCUCACUAAAAAUAGAGUAACUCAAAAACCUUUUGCAAAGCGGCGACCGCCCACGCGUCAUAACCUCAUCAACCAAUCAAAUUUGACGAACAAUGAAGAUAACAUACAGUGACUUAUACAUUAACUUUGUUUAUACGUUUGUGUGGCUCUUAGCUACCAUUUUUCAUAUGCUCUUUCUCUCUUUUAUAAUCUUACAAUCACUUUUCAUUUUAUGAUUACUUAACUUAUGUAUCAGGUAUCACUAUGUUGUUAUUAUUAUUAUUAUCAUUAUUAAAGUGAUUCUUAGUUUGUAUUUUACUAUCAAUUUUUGACUUUUAAGUUAUUAGGUGGGUGUGUCCUACUGUUAAUA